AGGAGAACGCGGUGAAUGAGCAAACGGCUGCAGUAUGUACGAACUCUCGAGCGCCGAACGCACGCUCCUCGGGGACUCAAACUUAUCACGCGGUAUAGGAAUAAAAAACAUCUUUACGAACUUUAGAUAAAGCUCUACAUUUUUAAAUUAUCAGCAGCAGUACACGUUGAAAUGAAUAUUAAAGUUCAAUGGGCAAAUACAAUCAUGUGUAGAAAUCAGAAGCACUCACGAGGGUCCCUGUACCUCGUUAUUAUUAUUUUAUUAGGACUAGAUUCGAAACUUGCAGGUGAAGCAUUUCAACCAGAAUUUGUUGAGCCGAUAGGAAACCUUACUGUACCUAUUGGGCGGGACGCCACGUUUCGAUGUUUAGUACAAAACUUGGGAGGCUAUAGAGUAGGGUGGGUAAAAGCAGAUACAAAGGCAAUACAAGCGAUACAUGUCCACGUAAUCACAAAUAACCAUAGGGUGGGUGUUUCACAUAAUGGCCAGACUGUAUGGAAUCUGCACAUUAGAAAUGUCCAGGAGGACGACCGCGGCAAAUAUAUGUGCCAAAUCAAUACCGACCCUAUGAAAAGCCAGAUGGGAUUCCUUGAUGUGGUCGUCCCGCCUGAUUUCAUAGCAGAAGAAACUUCAAGUGAUGUCAUGGUACCUGAAGGUGGGACAGCCAAGUUGUCAUGUCGAGCUCGAGGUCAGCCCAGACCUCGUAUAAUGUGGAGGAAAGAGGAUGGCUCUGAUAUUGUUAUCCGGUUUUCAAAUGGCAGCAAAAGCAAAAUAGCUGUAUAUGAAGAUGAAAUCCUUACACUGAAUAAAAUAUCCCGGUCUGAUAUGGGAGCCUACCUCUGUAUUGCAAGCAAUGGAGUUCCACCAUCUGUAAGCAAGAGGAUGGUUGUUAAAGUGCACUUCCACCCAGUCAUUCAAGUCCCGAACCAGCUGGUAGGAGCGCCUCUCGGCACCGACGUCACUCUGGAGUGUUACGUCGAAUCUUCGCCUAGAUCCAUUAAUUACUGGGUUCGAGAUUCAAAUGAUAUGGUGAUAUCAUCCAGCAAGUACGAAGUGACGACUACAGUACUCAGUUCUUUUGAGAGCCGUAUGACAAUGGUGGUACGAGCCAUCACGGAUAACGAUUUAGGAGGAUACAAAUGCAUAGCAAAAAACUCCCUGGGAGAAGUUGAUGGAACCAUACGUCUUUAUGGAAUAACAAGAAAUGUUAUAAACAACUCUAGUCCUUCGAGCAAGGGCGACGACUACCCAACCCCAAUGGAAGGACCUGACAAUCAAUUUGGGUCAGCUGAACGAUCUGAUGAUGAAGACGAAGCCGUAACUGAUAUUUUCGAAAAUAUAACCCAAAAUCAUAAUAGAUCAUUAUACGAGUCAACACCUAAUACUGUACAGCAAAAUGCAAGUAAUAAAGUUAAAAAUAUUAUGAGUAAUUCAAAAACGAGUGUUAAUCAAAGUUCUAUUUUAAAGAUUAAGUCUACUUUACAACUAUUCAUUAGUUUAGUAUUUUUCAUUGCAAGGUAUUAAAGAAUCACGAACAAAAUUAUUAUUCCUAUUUAAAAAUAAUAUUAUCAUAACAAUUAACAACCAUUGAUUAUACCAAAUUUACUUCAUCUGUAGGAAACUCAGAAUUCCGACAAAUUCCCGAUUUGGGAAGGCUAGAUUUUUUCUCAUAAACGAUUUUUCAUUUAGAAUUACUUGCGUUUGCAAAUGGAUUACUGAUGUUUUGCUUCGUUCGUUAUUUAAUUAUGUUCUUAGUAAAGAAUCGCGAUUCAUACUUACUUCAAUUUCGGAAACAGCAGGAGAAAUUAAUCCGUUUACUAAAUGAUUUUGUAGUAAAAAAAUCCACGAAUAGCUUGUCAGAAGUCCCAUAUUUGUGAAUUCACAAGGCUCCAAGUAGAUAAAUCUAAUAAUGGAUGUGAUAUUAAAAAUACGUAGAAUUAAACAUAGAUAUAUUGUAAAUAAAACUAUUUAGACAUUUAAUGUUGUCAUAAAUACAACAUAUAUUCAAAAUUAUUUAAAAAGGAGAAUUGUAAAUUGCUUGAUUACAUAAAGUGGUGUUUUGUGCUGUAAAAUAUAUUGAUUGUUUAUGUAUUUUUGAGAAUUUCGUGAAGUAUUUUGUGAAAUAUUGUUAUUGUUUUAAAUUUUGAAACUAAAAUUAUUAUUAAAUUUUACAAAUAAUUUCUUAUUUAUUCACUUCAAUGAAAAUAAAUAAAUAAAAUCAUUUAAUUCAGACCAUUAUAUGUCCAUAUAUUGUUAGUAGAGUAAUACUUAUAACUAUGUCAGCAAAAUUAUUAAAACAUUUAAUUCAUAGGCACCAGGUACAUAGGCGAACGUAUGAACCCAGAAAACCUCUUAAUUUUUUUUUUAUCGAUUGAUCGAAAUUUUAUCAUGUAAAAAUAUAAUGCUACUUGUUCCUGAUGUAUAUUAUUGAUUGAAUUCUAAAAUAUUAUGAAUAAAUGUUUAAGU
Pieris brassicae (large cabbage white) is the source of this 2466-nucleotide messenger RNA. Its product is annotated as lachesin-like. NCBI's taxonomy places the organism in Eukaryota, Metazoa, Arthropoda, Insecta, Lepidoptera, Pieridae. Gene Ontology annotation, cellular component: neuron projection. Bases 172 to 1524 code for a protein of 450 amino acids. The transcript has 9 exons. The record is from RefSeq and is a predicted model, not a curated record.